This is a messenger RNA of Equus quagga, 1651 nucleotides long. It is a transcript of the gene ARL6, whose product is annotated as ADP ribosylation factor like GTPase 6. Gene Ontology annotation, molecular function: GTPase activity; GTP binding. Lineage: Eukaryota; Metazoa; Chordata; Mammalia; Perissodactyla; Equidae. The coding region runs from base 280 to 840 and encodes 186 amino acids. Gene Ontology annotation, biological process: intracellular protein transport; protein localization to cilium; vesicle-mediated transport. The record is from RefSeq and is a predicted model, not a curated record. Gene Ontology annotation, cellular component: cytoplasm; axoneme. The transcript is spliced from 8 exons.
GCAGCGCCGCGCGCCCGGCCCGCCCCCGAUGCUCCGGCCGCCGGUUGGCGGCUCGUGGGGCGGCUGUGCUCGGACCCGGGCUCCGUCCCGUGGGAGCACCGAGAGCAGGGCCGGGACGCCCGCACCAGACUCCGGCCCGGAGGCGCGCCGAGCGAGCGAUCCCUCCCGCGCCGCGCCCCGGCUGUCGCCGCGUUUCCGCCGGGCGGUGGUUCCCGAAGACCGAGGGCUGGGCGGGAGCAGCGGGCGUGCGCGCUGGUUUGUCAAUGUUGGAGUCACAUUAUGGGAUUGCUAGACAGACUCUCAGUGUUGCUUGGCCUGAAGAAGAAGGAGGUUCAUGUUUUGUGCCUUGGACUGGAUAAUAGUGGCAAAACAACAAUCAUUAACAAACUGAAACCUUCAAAUGCUCAAUCUCAAGAUAUAGUUCCAACGAUAGGAUUCAGCAUAGAGAAAUUUAAAUCAUCCAGUUUGUCUUUUACAGUGUUUGAUAUGUCAGGUCAAGGAAGAUACAGAAAUCUCUGGGAACACUAUUAUAAAGAAGGACAAGCCAUUAUUUUUGUCAUUGACAGUAGUGAUAGACUAAGAAUGGUUGUGGCCAAGGAGGAACUCGAUACCCUUCUCAACCAUCCAGAUAUUAAGCACCGCCGAAUACCAAUCUUAUUCUUUGCAAACAAAAUGGAUCUUAGAGAUGCAGUGACAUCUGUAAAAGUGUCUCAAUUGCUGUGUUUAGAGAACAUCAAAGAUAAACCAUGGCAUAUUUGUGCUAGUGAUGCCCUAAAAGGAGAAGGAUUGCAAGAAGGUGUAGACUGGCUUCAAGAUCAGAUCCAGGCUGUGAAGACAUGAAAAGAUAGUAUUUGGAAACCUCAGCAAUUUUCAAUUCAAAGAAUAUAUCUUAAGGCAAACUAAAUACUUUAAACUUUUUAAAAGAUAUCUGUGCAUUUAAGAAUACUGUAUAAUCAUCAUCUUGCAUUUAUGGACUCAAUGAGCUUUUUUAAGAACAUAGGACUUCAGGUAUGCUAAUGUGGCCAUUAAUUUUAUGAAGACUAAAUCUUGUCUCAGAAGGGCUCCCAGAAUUAUCAGCUUCUUGGUAAAAGUCUACAUUUGUUUGUAAUUAGAAUGUUUAAAGGUUAGAGUUAUAAGCCACCUCAGUCUCAUCAUGACUUGUGAUAUCUUUAAUGCGUUUUAUUUUGUAAAUUGUCUAUCUUCUAAAAAUUUAUGGUAUGACCUUGCAGUAUGAUUGUGCUUGUGAAAAAGAACCUUAAAUAUUUAUAAGGGACCAUGGGUAAUUAAUAUAUAUUAAAUUUUUACUGUGUGUCACCAUCAAUGAAACAUAAAAUGUAAUGUACCAACUAGUGUGCUUUAUUUAUGCUGAAAAGAAUAAUGCUGUGUUAAUAUGGCAUUUGGUGUUUUACUGUCCAGCAUUUGUAAAUUAUCUGACACCAAGUUAAGCUGUAUUUAUUUACCCAGUGACUCUUGCACAUCUCUAUACUGGUACUAGUCUGGCAUUGUCCUAGGCAGUGGUGACACAAGGUAAAUAAGACAUAUUCCUCAUCCUCAGAGAACUUAAAAGUUAAUGAGGGAGAAUUUUAGAACAUUUUCAUACAUAGUAUCUAAUUUUAUUUCAUUGGCUGAAUGAAAACAUUGCAUUUUAAGA